AUGGGGAUCUCCACAGUCAUCCUUGAAAUGUGUCUUUUAUGGAGUCAAGUUCUAUCUACAGAUUUGGUCCUGAGGUUGGUGAAUGGAGGUUGCCAGAGUCAGGACUGGUAUCGGAGCCUGGUGGAGGUCCUAUACCGAGGCCCCUGGGGCACUGUGUGUGAUGACAGCUGGGACAUCAAUGAUGCCAUCGUGGUCUGCAGGCAGCUGGGCUAUGCAGCUUUGCCUCUGAGGCUGGUGAAUGGAGGUGCCCAGUGUCAGGGCCGGGUGGAGGUCCUGUACCAAGGCUCGUGGGGCACCGUGUGUGACGACAGCUGGGACAUCAACGAUGCUGAUGUGGUCUGUAGGCAGCUGGGCUGUGGCUGGGCCACGUCCGCCCCAGGGAGUGCCCAGUUCGGCCAGGGCUCAGGGCAGAUUGUCCUCGAUGACGUGGGCUGCUCAGGGAACGAGUCCUACCUGUGGAGCUGCCCCCACAACGGCUGGCUCAGGCACAACUGUAACCACGGGGAAGACGCCGGUGUCGUCUGUGACGAGUCAGCUCUGUCCCUGAGGCUGGUGAACGGAGGUGACCGGUGUCAGGGCCGGGUGGAGGUCCUAUACCAAGGCUCGUGGGGCACCGUGUGUGAUGACAGCUGGGACAUCAACGAUGCCAAUGUGGUCUGCAGGCAGCUGAGCUGUGGCUGGGCCACGUCCGCCCCAGGGAGUGCCCGGUUCGGCCAGGGCUCAGGGCAGAUUGUCCUCGAUGACGUGGGCUGCUCGGGGCAGGAGUCCUACCUGUGGAGCUGCCCCCACAAUGGAUGGCUCAGACACAACUGUAACCACGGGGAAGAUGCCAGUGUCAUCUGCUCAGCUGUCCAGACCGAGUCCACGCCCAGUCCAGACGUAUGGCCUACCACGCCCUCACCUGCAGCAACAGGAUCCGACUCACGUUUGGACUUGAGGCUGGUGAAUGGAGAUGACCGGUGUCAGGGCCGGGUGGAGGUCCUGUACCAAGGCUCGUGGGGCACCGUGUGUGACGACAGCUGGGACAUCAACGAUGCUGAUGUGGUCUGUAGGCAGCUGGGCUGUGGCCGGGCCACGUCCGCCCCAGGGAGUGCCCAGUUCGGCCAGGGCUCAGGGCAGAUUGUCCUCGAUGACGUGGGCUGCUCAGGGAACGAGUCCUACCUGUGGAGCUGCCCCCACAACGGCUGGCUCAGGCACAACUGUAACCACGGGGAAGACGCCGGUGUCGUCUGCUCAGGUGUUCUAUGUUUUUCUCUAGGUGACGAGUCAGCUCUGUCCCUGAGGCUGGUGAACGGAGGUGACCGGUGUCAGGGCCGGGUGGAGGUCCUAUACCAAGGCUCGUGGGGCACCGUGUGUGAUGACAGCUGGGACAUCAACGAUGCCAAUGUGGUCUGCAGGCAGCUGAGCUGUGGCUGGGCCACGUCCGCCCCAGGGAGUGCCCGGUUCGGCCAGGGCUCAGGGCAGAUUGUCCUCGAUGACGUGGGCUGCUCGGGGCAGGAGUCCUACCUGUGGAGCUGCCCCCACAAUGGAUGGCUCAGACACAACUGUAACCACGGGGAAGAUGCCAGUGUCAUCUGCUCAGGAUCCGACUCACGUUUGGACUUGAGGCUGGUGAAUGGAGAUGACCGGUGUCAGGGCCGGGUGGAGGUCCUGUACCAAGGCUCGUGGGGCACCGUGUGUGACGACAGCUGGGACAUCAACGAUGCUGAUGUGGUCUGUAGGCAGCUGGGCUGUGGCCGGGCCACGUCCGCCCCAGGGAGUGCCCAGUUCGGCCAGGGCUCAGGGCAGAUUGUCCUCGAUGACGUGGGCUGCUCAGGGAACGAGUCCUACCUGUGGAGCUGCCCCCACAACGGCUGGCUCAGGCACAACUGUAACCACGGGGAAGACGCCGGUGUCGUCUGCUCAGAUCCUUGACCUCGAGAAAGGGAUGGAUGAGGUGUUCUAUGUUUUUCUCUAGGUGACGAGUCAGCUCUGUCCCUGAGGCUGGUGAACGGAGGUGACCGGUGUCAGGGCCGGGUGGAGGUCCUAUACCAAGGCUCGUGGGGCACCGUGUGUGAUGACAGCUGGGACAUCAACGAUGCCAAUGUGGUCUGCAGGCAGCUGAGCUGUGGCUGGGCCACGUCCGCCCCAGGGAGUGCCCGGUUCGGCCAGGGCUCAGGGCAGAUUGUCCUCGAUGACGUGGGCUGCUCGGGGCAGGAGUCCUACCUGUGGAGCUGCCCCCACAAUGGAUGGCUCAGACACAACUGUAACCACGGGGAAGAUGCCAGUGUCAUCUGCUCAGCUGUCCAGACCGAGUCCACGCCCAGUCCAGACGUAUGGCCUACCACGCCCUCACCUGCAGCAACAGGAUCCGACUCACGUUUGGACUUGAGGCUGGUGAAUGGAGAUGACCGGUGUCAGGGCCGGGUGGAGGUCCUGUACCAAGGCUCGUGGGGCACCGUGUGUGACGACAGCUGGGACAUCAACGAUGCUGAUGUGGUCUGUAGGCAGCUGGGCUGUGGCCGGGCCACGUCCGCCCCAGGGAGUGCCCAGUUCGGCCAGGGCUCAGGGCAGAUUGUCCUCGAUGACGUGGGCUGCUCAGGGAACGAGUCCUACCUGUGGAGCUGCCCCCACAACGGCUGGCUCAGGCACAACUGUAACCACGGGGAAGACGCCGGUGUCGUCUGCUCAGCGUCUAUUUCUGCGAGGGCCUGCCCAGGUGACUUUGGCCGUGAAAAACGCCUCAGUGUGGAGCUUGCUGCAGAUCCUUGACCUCGAGAAAGGGAUGGAUGAGGUGUUCUAUGUUUUUCUCUAGGUGACGAGUCAGCUCUGUCCCUGAGGCUGGUGAACGGAGGUGACCGGUGUCAGGGCCGGGUGGAGGUCCUAUACCAAGGCUCGUGGGGCACCGUGUGUGAUGACAGCUGGGACAUCAACGAUGCCAAUGUGGUCUGCAGGCAGCUGAGCUGUGGCUGGGCCACGUCCGCCCCAGGGAGUGCCCGGUUCGGCCAGGGCUCAGGGCAGAUUGUCCUCGAUGACGUGGGCUGCUCGGGGCAGGAGUCCUACCUGUGGAGCUGCCCCCACAAUGGAUGGCUCAGACACAACUGUAACCACGGGGAAGAUGCCAGUGUCAUCUGCUCAGCUGUCCAGACCGAGUCCACGCCCAGUCCAGACGUAUGGCCUACCACGCCCUCACCUGCAGCAACAGGAUCCGACUCACGUUUGGACUUGAGGCUGGUGAAUGGAGAUGACCGGUGUCAGGGCCGGGUGGAGGUCCUGUACCAAGGCUCGUGGGGCACCGUGUGUGACGACAGCUGGGACAUCAACGAUGCUGAUGUGGUCUGUAGGCAGCUGGGCUGUGGCCGGGCCACGUCCGCCCCAGGGAGUGCCCAGUUCGGCCAGGGCUCAGGGCAGAUUGUCCUCGAUGACGUGGGCUGCUCAGGGAACGAGUCCUACCUGUGGAGCUGCCCCCACAACGGCUGGCUCAGGCACAACUGUAACCACGGGGAAGACGCCGGUGUCGUCUGCUCAGGUGGGCCUCCUUGACCUUGGGCCUCCCCCUCUUGGCGUAGGGUUUGCUCAGGGACACAGCCCUUCUGACGGUCUCAUCCCAGAACGGACCGUGACGAGUCAGCUCUGUCCCUGAGGCUGGUGAACGGAGGUGACCGGUGUCAGGGCCGGGUGGAGGUCCUAUACCAAGGCUCGUGGGGCACCGUGUGUGAUGACAGCUGGGACAUCAACGAUGCCAAUGUGGUCUGCAGGCAGCUGAGCUGUGGCUGGGCCACGUCCGCCCCAGGGAGUGCCCGGUUCGGCCAGGGCUCAGGGCAGAUUGUCCUCGAUGACGUGGGCUGCUCGGGGCAGGAGUCCUACCUGUGGAGCUGCCCCCACAAUGGAUGGCUCAGACACAACUGUAACCACGGGGAAGAUGCCAGUGUCAUCUGCUCAGCUGUCCAGACCGAGUCCACGCCCAGUCCAGACGUAUGGCCUACCACGCCCUCACCUGCAGCAACAGGAUCCGACUCACGUUUGGACUUGAGGCUGGUGAAUGGAGAUGACCGGUGUCAGGGCCGGGUGGAGGUCCUGUACCAAGGCUCGUGGGGCACCGUGUGUGACGACAGCUGGGACAUCAACGAUGCUGAUGUGGUCUGUAGGCAGCUGGGCUGUGGCCGGGCCACGUCCGCCCCAGGGAGUGCCCAGUUCGGCCAGGGCUCAGGGCAGAUUGUCCUCGAUGACGUGGGCUGCUCAGGGAACGAGUCCUACCUGUGGAGCUGCCCCCACAACGGCUGGCUCAGGCACAACUGUAACCACGGGGAAGACGCCGGUGUCGUCUGCUCAGGUGGGCCUCCUUGACCUUGGGCCUCCCCCUCUUGGCGUAGGGUUUGCUCAGGGACACAGCCCUUCUGACGGUCUCAUCCCAGAACGGACCGUGACGAGUCAGCUCUGUCCCUGAGGCUGGUGAACGGAGGUGACCGGUGUCAGGGCCGGGUGGAGGUCCUAUACCAAGGCUCGUGGGGCACCGUGUGUGAUGACAGCUGGGACAUCAACGAUGCCAAUGUGGUCUGCAGGCAGCUGAGCUGUGGCUGGGCCACGUCCGCCCCAGGGAGUGCCCGGUUCGGCCAGGGCUCAGGGCAGAUUGUCCUCGAUGACGUGGGCUGCUCGGGGCAGGAGUCCUACCUGUGGAGCUGCCCCCACAAUGGAUGGCUCAGACACAACUGUAACCACGGGGAAGAUGCCAGUGUCAUCUGCUCAGCUGUCCAGACCGAGUCCACGCCCAGUCCAGACGUAUGGCCUACCACGCCCUCACCUGCAGCAACAGGAUCCGACUCACGUUUGGACUUGAGGCUGGUGAAUGGAGAUGACCGGUGUCAGGGCCGGGUGGAGGUCCUGUACCAAGGCUCGUGGGGCACCGUGUGUGACGACAGCUGGGACAUCAACGAUGCUGAUGUGGUCUGUAGGCAGCUGGGCUGUGGCCGGGCCACGUCCGCCCCAGGGAGUGCCCAGUUCGGCCAGGGCUCAGGGCAGAUUGUCCUCGAUGACGUGGGCUGCUCAGGGAACGAGUCCUACCUGUGGAGCUGCCCCCACAACGGCUGGCUCAGGCACAACUGUAACCACGGGGAAGACGCCGGUGUCGUCUGCUCAGGUGGGCCUCCUUGACCUUGGGCCUCCCCCUCUUGGCGUAGGGUUUGUGUUCUAUGUUUUUCUCUAGGUGACGAGUCAGCUCUGUCCCUGAGGCUGGUGAACGGAGGUGACCGGUGUCAGGGCCGGGUGGAGGUCCUAUACCAAGGCUCGUGGGGCACCGUGUGUGAUGACAGCUGGGACAUCAACGAUGCCAAUGUGGUCUGCAGGCAGCUGAGCUGUGGCUGGGCCACGUCCGCCCCAGGGAGUGCCCGGUUCGGCCAGGGCUCAGGGCAGAUUGUCCUCGAUGACGUGGGCUGCUCGGGGCAGGAGUCCUACCUGUGGAGCUGCCCCCACAAUGGAUGGCUCAGACACAACUGUAACCACGGGGAAGAUGCCAGUGUCAUCUGCUCAGCUGCAGAAGUGAAUUUUACUACCCCAAUAUGUCCUUCUGUCUCCUCUAUAGGACCUUCUUCAAAUUGUGGUGGCUUCUUAUUCAAUGCCAGUGGGACAUUUUCCAGUCCAUACUACCCUGGAUACUACCCCAACAAUGCUCAUUGUGUCUGGGAAAUAGAAGUGAAUUCCGGUUAUCGCAUAAACCUGGGCUUCAACGACCUGCAGUUGGAGGUGCACGUUGGUUGCAUUUAUGACUAUGUUGAAAUCUUGGAUGGAUCAUUGAAUAGCAGUAAUUUGCUGGGGAAAAUCUGUAAUGGUACCAGGGAAAUAUUCACAUCUUCUUACAACCGAAUGACCGUUCGAUUUCGAAGUGACACCAGUUUCCAAAACACUGGUUUUUUGGCUUGGUAUAACUCCUUCCCAAGAGAUGCCAGCUUGAGAUUGGUCAACUCAAACUCCUCUUAUAACACAUGUGCUGGACGUGUGGAAGUUUACCAUGGUGGCAAGUGGGGGACAGUCUGUGAUGACUCCUGGAGCAUUCACGAUGCCCAGGUGGUCUGCAGACAGCUGGGGUGUGGAUACGCAGAAUCAGCCCUGGGAAAUGCCUAUUUUGGCUCUGGCUCUGGUCCCAUCACCCUGGACGAUGUGGAGUGUUCAGGGACAGAAUCCACUCUCUGGCAAUGCCGGAACCGAGGUUGGUUCUCCCAUAACUGUGGCCACCAUGAAGAUGCUGGUGUCAUCUGUUCAGGAAGCUACACAACGACACCUGCUCCUGUUCACAACGUCACCCACCCAAAUGCAAAUUAUUCCUGUGGAGGCUUUCUGUCCCAAUCAUCAGGACGCUUUUCCAGUCCAUUCUAUCCUGGGAACUAUCCGAACAAUGCCAGAUGCGUGUGGGACAUUGAAGUCCAAAACAACUACCGCGUGACUGUUACCUUCAAAGACGUCCAGCUGGAAGGUGGAUGCAACUAUGAUUACAUUGAAGUUUUUGAUGGCCCCCACCAGAGCUCCCCUCUCAUUGCGCGGGUUUGCAAUGGGGCUGAGGGCUCCUUCACGUCAUCAUCAAACUUCAUGUCUGUUCGCUUCAUCAGUGAUGGCAGCAUCACGAGGAAAGGGUUCCAGGCUGAGUACUACUCUAGCCCUUCCAAUGACAGCACCAAGCUGCUUUGUCUGCCGAAUCACAUGCAAGCCAUUGUGAGCAGAAGCUACCUCCAAUCCCUGGGCUAUUCUGCCAGUGACCUUGUCAUUUCCAGCUGGAAUGGAAGCUAUCAGUGUCAGCCCCAGAUAACACCAAGCCAGGUGAUAUUCACAAUACCCUACUCAGGCUGUGGCACCAUCAAGCAGGUAGAUAAUGACACCAUCAACUAUUCCAACUUCCUCAAAGCAGCUAUUUCAAGUGGCAUCAUCAAAAGGAAGCCGGACCUCCACAUUCACAUCAGCUGCAAGAUGUUCCAGAACACCUGGGUCGAAACGAUGUACAUUGCUAAUGACACCAUUGAGGUCAAGGAAGUCCAGUAUGACAAUUUUGACGUGAACAUAUCCUUUUACACCUCCUCUUCAUUCUUACAUCCCGUGACCAGCAGCCCGUACUACGUGGACCUGAACCAGAACUUGUACCUUCAGGCAGAAAUACGCCAUUCGGAUGCCUCUCUGGCCUUGUUUGUGGACACCUGUGUGGCAUCUCCUUACUCCGAUGACUUUAGCUCUUUGACUUAUGAUCUAAUCCGGAGUGGGUGUGUGAGGGAUGAGACCUACCGGUCCUACUCCCAGCCGUCACCUCGCAUCGCCCGCUUCCAGUUCAGUUCCUUCCACUUCCUGGACCGCUUCCCGUCCGUGUACAUGCAGUGCAAAAUGGUGGUGUGCAGAGCCUACGACUACUCUUCCCGGUGCUACCAAGGCUGCAUAGUGAGAUCCAAGAGGGACUUGGGCUCCUACCAGGGAAAGGUGGACGUCGUCCUGGGGCCGAUCCAGCUGCAGAUCCCAUGCAGAGAAGAGGAGCCUGGCCGCAGCAGUGGCUCAGACCUGUCGGUGGCAGACAUGGAGGAGUCGGCCAGCUCCCAAGGGAGCUAUCACAGUGCUGCCCUCUCCGCUGGGGUCUUCUUGGCUGUGGUCCUGGCCGUGGUGGCCUUCAUGCUGGGGAAGAGGACACGCCCCGCCAGUGGCCAGCCCCCGAGCACAGGGAUGUGA
Messenger RNA from Cynocephalus volans (Philippine flying lemur), 7674 nucleotides. It is a transcript of the gene DMBT1, whose product is annotated as deleted in malignant brain tumors 1. Gene Ontology annotation, molecular function: serine-type endopeptidase activity. Gene Ontology annotation, biological process: zymogen activation. The record is from RefSeq and is a predicted model, not a curated record. Lineage: Eukaryota; Metazoa; Chordata; Mammalia; Dermoptera; Cynocephalidae. Gene Ontology annotation, cellular component: plasma membrane.